AUGGUAGGUCCUGGUGUGGUGAGGGUGCAGCCGUGUGGGCGCUCGGCUAUAAGUAAGAGGCGCGCGCGCUGCCGCGAGGUUAGUCGCCGUCGGCAGUGUGUCGCCAGCGGUGUUAUUCCGCUCCGAAGCCCCGACCAAGAGUUAAGGACUGCGCACGUUGCACGCACUGCACCGCACCCCACGCGAGACAUGGACCUACGGAUAGCGCUAUGUUUUCUGCUUUGUGCGACGUACACAGCCUUCGCAGAAGUGGACAUUAUCACAGAACCACGACCAGGUGAAGAAUACGUCCUUGUUAGCUCUGGUCAGCAAACACCUAUAAGAAAUUUUGAAACUUCUCAUAAAAUUCCCGAUAAGCACCCAAAUCACAGGCUUACUAAGCAGGAGGAUGAUAGAGUUUUUAAGAAGUUGCAUAGUGGCAAAGUAAAACAUGCAGCUGAGGGCAUUGUCUCUAUUGAAGAAGACAAAAAGGUACAACUUAAGAAGGGACAAAAACUGAAAGCAUCCGAGUCUAUCGAAAUUGAUGUCCCUGUAUCUAAAUUGGAAGAUAUUAAAAUUAGAGAAAACUUAAAGAACGUGGACACAAAUCCUAGGUUAGGUGUCGCUUUAGAGGCAAUGUCAGAAUCUGGCAAAUUGAGCAAUAAUGCAGGAACUACCACACAAAAACCUAUUUUAACUACAGCUCCACCGGUAGCGGCAAAAGCCUACGAUUACAUUCCCAUUAAUUUCGACACUAUCGAUGACAUUAAUAGCGGUCUCUUAUCUUCAAAUGUCAAACUUGAAACGGCGGGCUCCGAACAAAAGCAACAUUCAAGAAUCCAAAUCAAAAAAGGUCCUAAUGGAAAAGAUUACGAAUAUGAAUAUAUUUAUUACUAUUAUGACGAGGAGGAAGAAGGUAAACCCAAAGAAAAGCCUGUAAGUACUGAAUCGCCAAUUCACAACUCACACGAUGGACCACAGAAAGUGGAAACAGAGAACCACAUUGCAAAGGAUAGUAGAUCUAAGAGCAAAUAUAUAACCACUGAUAGAUCAACUACGACUACAGUUGCCACGCCUGAGGUACAAAAUGAGAUAUACUCCGGACGAGGCCGCUCUCGAGGAAGAAAUGUUGCGCCCGCGCCAGUACAGGAGGAAGCAGUCGAGAGAUUACCUUCAAGUACACGUUUCCCACCUCGAGGCCGUAGUUUUGGUGCUUCAAGCUCAACUACAUAUGUGCCCGAGGUAUCGUCUGAAGCUGUUAAACGUGGUAGAACAAAUACUGAUAAUGUAGCCGAUGAAUCUAUCGGUCAAACUAGAAGUAGAACGCGUGGACAUAUAAGACGACCAAGUUCCGAACUCGUCGACCUUGACAGUUUCAAAACACAUUCUGGCGACAUACGAGCGCAAUACAAGGAGCCACCAUCAAGAUAUUCAACAGAGAAUAAGGUUACGACAGAUGCUGCUUUACCAACGACUAGAGAAAUAUCUCACGCUAAAGAUUCACAAAGAGAAGCUCACAGCCUUUCAAGUGGUGCAAUAUACCAGGAAAUACUAGACGAUUCGAAACUACCAUCAGACUACAAACAAACAACUACUUACGAACAGGACACAACUGAAUACACUACAAUGACAGCUAUGGAAAAGGUAGCCCUCGAUUUGUACGCCUACUUGGCCGGUGAAAAUUUAAAUAACGAAAUCAAUCCAUCGAACGAUCUGCUAUCAUUCGAUGGAUCAACGACAGUUGAAGACGAUAAUUGGACAACGGAAGUAUCCACAACUGAAGUGGAGACUACGCCAACAACAACGACAACGACAACAACAACAACAACUACUCCAGCGCCUACCACAACUACUACAGCUGCACCCACGCGCCCUUCACGAUUCAAGACACGUCCGGGAGCGAGAUCGCGCGUCGGUGCCGCGUCCACCAGUGCCGCCACGGAACCACCAGCAGAAUCCUCAACACGAGCACGAGGCCGAUUUGGAAAACCAAAUGGGACUCGAAAAACGACAGCCGCUGCUGUGGAGGCAAGUUCAGCUGCCCCAGUUGAAAAACCAGUAUCACAACCAAAGGCGUUCGGACGUCGCGGUGGUUUGUUCGCUGGUCGCACACGUCCCGUUCCAUCGACUGCUGCACCAGCUCAAGAAAGCAGCAGCGUAGCUAGUGAAGCGCCUGUUCCCAGAGCUCGUCUACGACCUGGAUUGAGAAGAAUCGGUUCAUCCACCACGGUUGCUGCAUCAUCAGCUGAAGUCAGCGACACCACUUCCCCAAGUGUCAGUGCUGCAGCGUCAGGAGAAGUGGCUGAAACAACACCAACACCUGGUAGAAGUAUUGGGCGCAAACCAGUCUUAAGACCGGUGUCUCUACGCCCUGGGCCAAGGUUAAACCUGAGGCCUAGCCCCAGAUUGAGACCAGGAGUAGGCAGUUCCCCCACAACAGAGGCACCCUCCGAUGCACCAGGAGAAACCUCACCACCAGAAUCUCCCGCUACCGACGUGGAGAAUGAGGGUUCGUCACCAACUCCAGCUCCGGAAGCUCCACGGGGUGGCAUCAAACUUCGUAACAGACUUCAAGUCUCACCUUCACCAAAACCACGUGUAGCGGUUACACUACCAGCGCGAAGACAAAACCCACUUUUGAAGAGGAAGUUGCCCUCCACUGAGGCCACAACAGAAGCACCCAAGAAGGCAUCUUCAGAGACAACAGAGGAGAGUGUUAGUGAUGAGAAAACCGAGAGUGAGACGGAGCCCCCGGCAGCACCAGUUGAGACUACACCAGCCCCACCUCUUCGAGGUCUCGAUGCUCUGAUAGCUAGGCGAAGGGCAGCCGGCGUGGGCGCUAGACCCGUUAGACCCGUGAGGGGCGCAAAACUACCUAAUUAA
Messenger RNA from Leptosia nina, 2862 nucleotides. NCBI's taxonomy places the organism in Eukaryota, Metazoa, Arthropoda, Insecta, Lepidoptera, Pieridae. The record is from the annotation of a GenBank genome assembly.